Messenger RNA from Sipha flava (yellow sugarcane aphid), 2088 nucleotides. RefSeq lists its product as uncharacterized. The record is from RefSeq and is a predicted model, not a curated record. Lineage: Eukaryota; Metazoa; Arthropoda; Insecta; Hemiptera; Aphididae. Bases 325 to 1986 code for a protein of 553 amino acids. The transcript is spliced from 9 exons.
ACCGGGCACCAGCAUUCAGCAGUCGUUUCUCAACGUAUUUCGCGGCUCCACUUCAGUUGUUCGUCGAACGGUCGUCGGGUGUUUUUUUUUUUUCUAAAAACUUUUCCGUAUUGCGUGUGUAAUUUUCUAAUUUUACACGUCAUUUUGAAAACUGUAGUCUCAGUGUGUAUGAAACUUUCGUGUGAUUGACAAGAAUAUAAAAAAGAAAAAUUGAAUUAAUUAUUAAAAGAAAAGUACAAGAACAAAAAAUCCACCUAAAACUAUUUUAACAGGUCACAAGUCGUCCGACGGCGAUGAGUCCGACAUUCCACCCGCGCCAGUGACAUGGCCACCUUAUCGUCUGCAAGUUAUAUACGUCAGCAACCCGGACAACCUUUAAAAACGCUAAACAUCACGAACACCAUUCUCCGGACAGAUAAAGCACCGUCAUCAUACAGGCCACAAUGCACGGCAAAACGAAAGAGUGCCGUGGAAUUAUUACAAGAAACAAAAUCACUUUACGUCAAAUCCGAAACUGUGCUCGACAGGAAACAAGAACUCAGAAGAAGUCUCCGAAGCAGUGGUUCUUCUGACAAGGGUUCGUCAACACAUGACAUUGCUUCCAGUUGUUAUCACUAUAAAGGUAACUGCUGCAAUUGGUCAAGUGGAAGUUUUACAUGUUUACCGCCACCAAAAAGCCCUCGGCUGGUUGCUAGCUGUCAACGAAAGUCUACAGCAGAUUCACAGCAGCUGCAAAAUGAUCUUAGACGCCUAUUGAAUGCAGACUCAAAAGAAAAUUUAUUUGAAGCUACUUCGGUUUUUCUGGAAGACGUGAUCGUACCACCACCGGUACAGUACCGUCGAUCUGUUUCGCACGGGCAACAGCAACAGCAUCAACCAUGCGUCUGCGGACCGUCGGCUAUUUGCCACAAGUCUUUACCGGAUCUCACGGAUGUGGCGGAUGUCGUGGUCGCGGAAACGAUUACGGAGGUAUCUGUGGCCGCGGUGGACUCGAUCCGUCAUUGCCGUCGUUCUGUGUCCUCGGGAUCCGUGGCCGCAGAAGACGAUGGCGUUGACGAUUACGAUGGUGACGACGACAUAUUCGAAACGUUCCUCGGCAUACCGUCUCCUCCCGGAUUUGGAGACAAGUUCAAGUCAGAUGAAACGGAUGCAGUCACAAACGUAAUCUCUUUCCCGGAUUCGUUGAGCCUAACCAGUUAUAAAACGGAUGCCAGAUGGCAACAAUCUGCGCACGGGGAAACCGGAAGUUCAAUCGAAGAGGAAAACAACGAUGCCGCCCAGGAAAGCGUUUCUCCGCGUUCAUCCGCGUCACCCGUCAAAUCUUCAUUAGCGCACGGCCUGAGGUGUUCGCAGCCUGCCACGACUACCCACGGACAACCACCGCCGCCGCCACCACCGCUACCACUAACGACACCGCCCGCCGUACCGCCACGGCGACAUAAACUGCCGUCCGCAGUGAUGGUGGCCACGGUGUCCGCGUCUACGGCGUCGCCCGACGAGUUUUGUGGUCGGCCAAUAAUGAGAAGCAGAUCGGACGUGGGCCGCAGAGCACCUAACCUAUUGAGUCUGCUGCCGACUGUUGCAGCGGUGCAGCCCGACAACCGACACGAACACGACCCCGAACAUUUGGAGAAUUUUUUCGGUCAUCUAGGUCUCGAUCCCGAGGAAUACAAGUCGAUCCUAAAGAAUGAUUCGGAAACAGACUCACAAAUGUAUAUCGGAGAAUCGAACAGUUCGGUGGGCUCGGUUAGCAGCGGUAGUAACGGUUACAUGAACAAUACCGACGGGCAUUGUAGUAGUGGAGGUCACGGUGUUACGGACGGUUGCGGAGGAGCGGUGGCGUGCGUGGGAAAAUCCGGCGGUGGUUCUUCGUCAUCCGAACUGCCAUCGAUCGUGGAGCGCAACGCCAGGAUCAUUAAAUGGCUGUGGAACUGCCGGAAAGCGAACUUGCCUCAGGUCCAGACAACAAUGUCUUCGUCGACAUAGAAAUCGUUAUUUUUGUUAGGAUUCUAUUUUAAAAAUUAAAACAAUUGUUCGCCCCCGUAACAAACGCACAUUUAUUCUACGAACGGACGGAUUUUUCCAAGA